AUGGAACAGCUUGAUAAGGCAGUGAAAGAUGCCCACACCGUAUGUUGCGAGCUUUCUUGUGGAGUUCUAAUGCAACACAUCAAACGAGCAAUGUUCAAUGGUGAUAGAGGCACUGAUGCUGAAGUUGACGUCAGCGUAGACGAUGAACAUGUUGUUGAAAACAACGCUGAAGAUAUCGCUCCACCAGCUUCGUUUGAAGAUGUUGAACUGCCUGAUGAGGUUGUGCUAGUAGAAGCAGUGAAUUGA
Messenger RNA from Strongylus vulgaris, 246 nucleotides. The record is from the annotation of a GenBank genome assembly. NCBI's taxonomy places the organism in Eukaryota, Metazoa, Nematoda, Chromadorea, Rhabditida, Strongylidae.